Messenger RNA from Poeciliopsis prolifica (blackstripe livebearer), 2842 nucleotides. It is a transcript of the gene znf648, whose product is annotated as zinc finger protein 648. The transcript is spliced from 2 exons. Gene Ontology annotation, biological process: regulation of transcription by RNA polymerase II. Lineage: Eukaryota; Metazoa; Chordata; Actinopteri; Cyprinodontiformes; Poeciliidae. Gene Ontology annotation, cellular component: PcG protein complex; transcription regulator complex. The record is from RefSeq and is a predicted model, not a curated record. The coding region runs from base 95 to 1540 and encodes 481 amino acids. Gene Ontology annotation, molecular function: DNA-binding transcription factor activity, RNA polymerase II-specific; RNA polymerase II cis-regulatory region sequence-specific DNA binding.
GUAAGAACAUCUUUCCCUGAGUUAUUCAAGACCAGGAGCCAGUAUAUCUCUGUGGCAUCUCCUGGACCUGGCCUGCUUGGAGUGAAAACGCAGUAUGUCUGAACGAACAGCUGCUGUGAAAAGGAGCAGAAGAAAAUGUCAAGUGAGACCUUGUGUAAAUCCAUCUGAUGGACACACUGUAAAUAACCCUGACAAUGUGAAGACAAACUCUUCAUUUCACAGUGUGUGUGCUGGUGAAGAUUUGCUUGCUGACAGCAAAGACAAUGGAGUUCUUUAUCUAAAUCCUCAAACACCAAACUGGUGUCUUGUGGAGAGGUUUUCUGAACUUUCACCAGCAGAAGAUGUAAAGAUGUCCGGGAAGCAAGUCCACAGGGUUGCCAUGGCACCACGUUCCAAACAUGCUGAGACCAAAAACAAACAUAAUGGUUUGGCAGAUGCUUUAAAGGAGAAGGAGAUAAACUCUGUCCAACACGUAACAAAACAAAACAAGGACUCAGACCAACUGAGGACAGCUAAUCUGAAAGAGCUAGAUCCUGAGGAAUACUCUCCUAGUGAGGAUGGAAAAGGGACCAAAAAGAGACUCAGAAAAACCCAGUCGGCAAAUAAUUCACCUAAAAAAUGUAAAGACGAUAAAGCUCCACGACUUUUGGCUGCAAUGAAAAGACGAAGUGCAGUGGACACUGAAGACCGACCUUUCAAAUGCACACACUGCCACUGGGCUUUCAAGAAACUCUGCAACCUCCAGAGCCACUUGCAAACACACUCUGGCCUCAAGCCACAUGUGUGUGACAUAUGUGGCAAGGCUUACUCACAUCAGGGCACUCUGCAACAGCACAAGCGUCUGCAUACUGGGGAAAGGCCCUAUCACUGUCCCUUCUGUGACAAAACAUACAUCUGGUCCUCAGAUUACCGCAAGCACAUCCGCACACACACCGGCGAGAAGCCCUACAUCUGUGACACAUGCGGCAAGGAUUUUAUCCGCUCCUCCGACCUGAGGAAGCACGAGCGGAACAUGCACACCAACAACAAGCCUUUCCCAUGCACGCACUGCGGCAAGACCUUCAACAAACCUCUCUCCCUGAAGCGCCAUGAGCGCAAGCACCUUGGAGAAAGGCCCUUCUCCUGUCCAGACUGCGGCAAAGCAUUCGCUCUAGCCAGCCGUAUGGCCGAGCACCAGAAGGUCCACAUGGGAGUGCGUCCGUUUGUUUGCUCCGUGUGCUCCAAGUGCUUCACAAAGUCCUCCAAUCUAACGGAGCACAAAGCCAUUCACAGUGGAGUGCGGCCUCAUAAGUGUGGAGAGUGUGGCGUGGCGUUCGCCAUGGCCUCCCGUCUGGUUCGCCACCAGUUCAUUCACAAUAACCAGAAGCCGUAUGGCUGCACGGGCUGUGGCAAGAACUUCAGCCACCUCACGCAGCUGAAGCUCCACCAGGAGCAAACCUGUGCCGGCAGGAUCUUUGUCUGUGUAGAGUGUGACAAGUCUUUCCAGUGUGCCACAAAGCUUGCACAGCAUGUGGCGGAACACACAGAGAAAAAAAUGUGACCCCAAUAAACAGGGUAUGAUGUUUAACCAAUAUAUCAGAAAUCUUCAUUCAGUACAGGAGAGCAUUGUUAGAUUAAAUGUAUUUAAUAAUUUAGAGAAAUGUAGAAAACGGUCCUACAUGAGGGUAGGUUACACAAAAUAAUGUCUGACAGACAUAAUUUGUUUUACCUGCGUUUCCCAAAAUCAGAUCAGGAAAUAUAGAAAGCAUUUCUCAAAAAAUGAUUCCAUUAAUGAAUGGGAGAAAAGACCAAGGAUUCCUGGCCCUGUAAGAAAAUGUAAUGAGUGGAAAAUUGAAAUUUGGCAAUGAAUUUUAAAAUGACUGUGGUGGAAUUUUGGCACAGCUUUCUUUUCAAAAUUGUUUUUAUUGGUGUACUUUGGAUCAUUGUACAAGUAUGCUUGAACUUAAGAUCACCUGGUAGCUGGAUGUUCUCUUACAGUAUUUUUAGUUUGAGAGUCUAAUUCCAGGUUCAGUCAAAUACAACAUGUUGUCCAGGACCUGAAGCAGCAAAGCAGAACUUCAUACAUUCCAAAAAGUUCCACUUUUGCCUUUUACAGCUCAUACAAUAUUUCAUUAAAGUCUUGGGGCUUAUGAAAGUGUCUUAUGGGAAAUGUCAGGCCUGUGUUUUGUUUAGGUCAAGCCUGACUAAUGCCACUGAUUUUGUUUCUCCAGCGUUCUUGAACUUUUGAUUGACCAAAGCCAAUUGGUAGAAUUGACCUACUUUUUUAUAACUUUGAUUCUUUAUCUUGUUGUCAGACAGAUUCUAUUUAAGAGAUUCUUCAAGUCUGGAAGAAAUAAAGAUAGAGGAAUUGAACAAAAAUUUAAUCACCAUUUAACAAAUAAGAACAUUACCUUUAAACUGGGCCAGGUGGAUUUGGGUUACUCUUCCCCUUAAUAAUGGAAAUCAUUUGAAAACUGCUUUUUGUAUUUACUGUUGGAUUUUUAUUUUUUUUAUUAUUUUUUAUGAUGAUCUGAAACAUUCAAGUUGGAAAAAAAAGAGAGUACUUUGAAAAAAGGUAAGGACAAAUACUUUUUCACAGUACUGCAAAUAAUUAGAUUGUAUUUAUAAUCACAAAUAGAUCAAAAUUAAAACCUUACACACUCCUCCCCCGGUGGGGGUGGGUUCGCAUCAGGGCUGAAAUUUUCCACCAACACAGCUCUGAUAUUGGAGCUGGCAGUGAUGUGAAACCGCUUACGGACGUGUUAGGCUGUUAUUUAUGUGAGAAUACACAUGUAACUGAUAAUACGCACAACUUUUUCUCUCUGCAUAUUGGCUCACAAAUAAAGUAGUGUCAGCUGAUGAA